This is a messenger RNA of Musca vetustissima, 489 nucleotides long. RefSeq lists its product as uncharacterized. The record is from RefSeq and is a predicted model, not a curated record. The annotation marks the transcript as partial. NCBI's taxonomy places the organism in Eukaryota, Metazoa, Arthropoda, Insecta, Diptera, Muscidae. Gene Ontology annotation, molecular function: odorant binding. The transcript has a single exon.
UUUCCAGCCGAUGUUGAAAAUUUCGAUCCCUUCAAUUGUGAAUAUAUGUCGAAAAUCAAGGAUUUGAUUAUUUGCGAAAGUGAAUGCGUUGCCAAAAGCCUUAACUUAUUGGACGAUAAUGGUGAGAUUAACCGCGAUGCUGUUAUUGCCAGCUUCAAACAACACAUGUCAGAGGACAGUGCCAAACAACAAAGCGUUUUGGAAGGCUAUUUGGACAAGUGUUUGGCCAAAAUUAAGAAUAUGGACACCAAAGUAGCUGGCAAAUGUAGUAGUGCCCCCAUGGAAUUGCAUCAUUGUAUGUUCGGUGAAAUGGUCUCGGGAUGUCCGGCUGAGGCGCAAGUUAAUACUCCACGCUGUCAGAGGAUACGUGAACGUUACAGCAAGGGUCAGACAUUGGCAUUCGGUAAACAUGCUUUACACGAAUUUUUGCAUUCUGGACGUGGACGUGGCGGUCACACUCAUCAUCAUGGCCACAAAGAUCAAAUGUAA